GCUCGUGAGUGAUUGAAUUCUUCGAAAAGCCAAUAACAACGCUUUUCAGACCUGUUAUUAGUGUUUCCGAGCUUCUGGACCAAUCGAUAUCGAUGAGGUUUCGAGCCAAGUUGUUGGAUAUCCAGUGCAUCUUGCAGUUUUCGCGCGUCGCAGCGACCGUAGCAAAGCUCAGUAAAGCAUGCGUCUUGCGCCUCACUCCUCUCAAGGUCUGUUUCGCGUGCAUAGACAGAGCCGCGUCCGGAGGGAUGCGCGUGUGGUGCGAACUGGAGCAGGGAAACUUCUUCGACGACUACAGGAUCGAGGGAAAAGACGAGACAAACGAGAUCUACAUAGAAAUGGCUGCAGAUCAGCUAUUUCAAGCUCUGAAAUCGGCACAGACCGCUCAAGUGGUCAAGAUCAAGUUGACUAAGAAACACGUUCCGUGUUUGACCACUGAAAUCGUUGUUCCGUCUCUGGCCAGUCGUUCUCGGAGUAUCACACAUGACAUACCUGUUGGAAUUGUUCCUCAGCGUUUGUGGUCCGAGUACCAGGAGCCGACCAUGCUUCCUCAUGACGUCAGUAUAUGCUUGCCGCAUCUUCGUCUGCUGAAGAGUGUGGUUGAGAGACUGAAAAAUAUGGAUAGCUGUUUGAUUCUGGCUGCCAAUGGUAAAGGGAGUCUCACUCUUCAGGUGGAAACCGAUGUUGUUUCGGUCACAACUCAUUUCAAGGAUCUUGAGAAUCCAGUCGUGGAGGGCUCGGAGGGGAAUGGCCAGACUGUUGGUAGACAAGAUGCUGAGCAGAGUGUGGAAGUGAGACUUGACAUUAAGCGGUUUCUCCAGUUUAUUGCUGCCCAACAGGGAACUCCAGAGAAAGUGAUAUGUAAUUUUGCUGGUCGGCGGGGCGUUCAGCUGUUUGUUCUUCUAGACAAUGUUCACAUUCAAUAUUUUUUACCUGGAGUGAUGAGGUGAGUUAAAACUACAGUAGUGGGCAGAAUGCACAUGGAAGUAGUCUAUAGCGCUACGUGCACAUGGUAAAAUGAUGGUCUAAAGACAUAAAAAUUGUAGUAAAAGGAUGCUGUUAUUGAAGACUGACUCUAUUACUCAUACUCGUACAGAAUUUAUGUUGGUGUACAAGCAUGUAUAUGCAAGUUUUAUCUGUACAUAUCUUGUUAGUAGUCACUUAUUGCAAAUUAUACCACGUUUAUUUGGUUGUCA
Molecule: messenger RNA, 1193 nt
Organism: Corticium candelabrum
Lineage: Eukaryota; Metazoa; Porifera; Homoscleromorpha; Homosclerophorida; Plakinidae
Product: checkpoint protein HUS1-like
Exons: 1
Coding region: 93-947 (284 amino acids)
Biological process (GO): mitotic intra-S DNA damage checkpoint signaling; meiotic DNA integrity checkpoint signaling; nucleotide-excision repair
Cellular component (GO): nucleolus; checkpoint clamp complex; site of double-strand break
Source: RefSeq, a predicted model, not a curated record